Molecule: messenger RNA, 1059 nt
Organism: Letharia columbiana
Lineage: Eukaryota; Fungi; Ascomycota; Lecanoromycetes; Lecanorales; Parmeliaceae
Exons: 5
Coding region: 1-1059 (352 amino acids)
Biological process (GO): polyketide metabolic process
Source: RefSeq, a predicted model, not a curated record
AUGAGGUUUUCCUGGAGCGAUGGCAGUGCGGCUCACCCCAAGAUUGUCAUCACCGCCAAGGACGAUGACUUUGACGAAGUCACCAUUCAAAAUUGGAGAGCAGAAGGCUUUGAAGUAUCCUACUUGCCCUUCACUGGUUUGCGAAAUGAUUAUGUCCAUACCCUUCAACAUCUGGCUGAUCCGCUAGAGCUUGGCGAGAACUUUGCGAUAGUAGCUUAUGGAGAAGCAGCCUCGGAAGCACUCGAUGUGGCUGUGAAGCCGAUGCCGAAACUGUGCGCUUUGGUAGCAUACUAUCCCGAGAAGGUCCCUGCACCUGGUGCUAGGUUCCCUCCGAGCCACAACGUUGCAAUUCAUUUCGCUGGUCCACAAAGCAAGACGCCCAAUUGUCGCUGUUACUCAUAUCCAGGUGUUGAGGCGGGAUUUGCAGAAGAGGACCUUGAGCAGUAUGACAAGGUAUCCGCGAGCCUAGCAUGGUCGAGAUCGUUAGCAGUCUUGAGAAAAGGAUUUGAGGUUGAAGUUGAUCUUGAGAAGAUUUGGGACGACCAUGUGGCGUUGGAAUUCGUGACCAAAGACGCCGACGCAACAAUGUCGACGAUGGUCGCUCAACCAUACGUCAAUCAUAUUCCUACUAUGACAGGCGGCAUCGGGUAUAAGGAUCUCCACCGCUUCUAUCGCGAUUACUUCAUUCCUGGAAAUCCACCCUCACUAAAGAUGAAACUUCUGUCGCGGACAGUUGGCACAGACCGUGUAGUUGAUGAGAUGUAUAUGUCGUUCGAACACACCCAAGUAAUGCCAUGGCUUUUGCCAGAUGUAGAACCCACGAACAAACAUGUCGAGGUUGCGCUCGUGGUAAUUGUAUGUAUUCGAGGAGGCAAAUUAUACCAUGAGCACAUAUACUGGGAUCAAGCUAGUGUUCUCGUACAGAUUGGACUAUUGGACCCAAAGCUCGUACCAGGUGGAAAGGGCCAGGGCCGCUUGCCUGUAGUCGAUGGCGCCGGCGCGAGGAAAGUUGUUGAUGAGAGCAGCAUCAGAAGUAAUGAGCUCAUAAGCAGCUGGUGA